UGUAGAUCAGGGCCUAUAAAUAGGAGGCAUGAAGCAGCACUGAUCACACUCAGCUACACAGAGAGCUGCCCAUCUCAGAGAUACAGACAUGGCACCGACAGUCACGGCAGCAGUGAUCUAUUCUCAGGAGCACCUCACUCUGGACAACAAGCUGAGGAAGCCGAUGGUGGAGAAGAUGCGCAGAGAUCGCAUCAACAGCAGCAUCGAGCAGCUCAAGUCUCUCCUGAGCCAAGAGUUUCUCAGUCAGCAUCCCGACUCCAAGCUGGAGAAAGCCGACAUCCUGGAAAUGACAGUUAAUUUCCUGAGACAGCAACGCCAUCACCAGCCAGUGAUCACCUCGUCCUGUGCAGCAGCUGAAAAUGAUGGCUUCUUCAAGUGUGUCCAAGAGAUUGUGGGUUUCCUGUCAAGGGAAGAUGUGAAGACACAGUCCCAGAUGAGACUCCUGAGGCACUUCCAAACCAUGCAGCCUUCCUCUGGUAAAAGCAGGGCUGACAGUGACUCGUCUUGCCAAAGUUCACCAGCUCGUCAUACAGCUAUUAAAGAGAAGACACCAGUCAACAGCGCCCUCUGGAGACCAUGGUGAACUCCAACAGACAGGAGCUCAGACAAACAGAACUGAACAUGUUGAUCUAUGAUGAGCAGUUGUUCUAAAAGUGUAGGAAGUUGUUUCUUCCCUUUCUCUGUAUGAAGGAGAUCUCUGGUACUAUUUUAUUAAGAUGUUGUAUUUUACAACUAUUGCAAAAGAGGGGUUAAAUAUUUUAAUUUCCCUGUGACAUUUAGGGCAUAGAUGAAUGAAUGGAAAUAUUUUGAUAUUGAAGAGUUUUCAUUUGAAUGGAGUUCAUUCCUGAUACUGGCAAAUUAAUUUUGCUUCUCAUUUCAUGAAAAAACUUUCAUGAAGAAAUCAGUAUUAUGUGCAUUGUUAAUGAUUUUAAGCCUACUUCUUACAUAUUGUAAGGUGAUGUCACAUGAAAAUGUUUAUGAGUAAGUGUAUAUCCACAAUUCUUUGUGUGGGAUUUUUAAAAUGAUUAUUGUAUAAUAGUUUGUGUUAUACUGACCAGUCAGAGUGACGUGUAUAUUACACUGGAGUUUUCAUCGUCUCAGUGUCUACUGAAAUUGUAGUGUGUAAACCACAUGUGAUAAAAUGUCUUUUAUAAAGACAUUUACUCAAUUGUGAGAGUAGUAAGACUGUCUUUGGAAUAUUUUCAAACUAUCAUUGUUCAUAUGUAUCUCACUGUGUGAGAAGUGAUUUCAGUUCCCUUCAGUGAAGGAGAUGUUAAUGUUUAUUUUUCAUUUCUCAAAAGAUGAUUUUAUUAAAAUAAAUAGUCCAUGUUA
Molecule: messenger RNA, 1332 nt
Organism: Brienomyrus brachyistius
Lineage: Eukaryota; Metazoa; Chordata; Actinopteri; Osteoglossiformes; Mormyridae
Product: transcription factor HES-5-like
Exons: 2
Coding region: 89-583 (164 amino acids)
Biological process (GO): regulation of transcription by RNA polymerase II; anterior/posterior pattern specification; regulation of neurogenesis
Cellular component (GO): nucleus
Molecular function (GO): RNA polymerase II cis-regulatory region sequence-specific DNA binding; DNA-binding transcription factor activity, RNA polymerase II-specific; protein dimerization activity
Source: RefSeq, a predicted model, not a curated record